This is a messenger RNA of Bombus pyrosoma, 7795 nucleotides long. RefSeq names its product RNA polymerase II-associated protein 3 (gene Spag1). The transcript has 15 exons. Gene Ontology annotation, molecular function: heat shock protein binding. The coding region runs from base 5441 to 7555 and encodes 704 amino acids. NCBI's taxonomy places the organism in Eukaryota, Metazoa, Arthropoda, Insecta, Hymenoptera, Apidae. The record is from RefSeq and is a predicted model, not a curated record. Gene Ontology annotation, cellular component: cytosol; mitochondrion.
UAAAGAUUCAGUUGAUCGGACAGUAACUGAAUUUCCGUCUCGAUAAAUGGAAUUCUAUCGUAUGAGAUCUUCCUUUUUUAACCUACGCGUUCUCCAUUCAAUUUCUACCAUUAUGGAUCUCAUCAAUUUCGCGAAACUCGAAUUAAACGCGAAAUGCAUAAAACUUCAAUAUGUUGAGAGCGUAGCAAUAUUUAAUACCAUUCCAGAUGGUACCGUUAACGACAGUGAACUUGUGCCAUUAAAGUUAGUGAACUUAUGUUGAAAAUUGUUCUGCUCUAACGAAAGUGUCUUCCAGUCCUUCUCUUCCAUUACAUACUUCAUCAACUUCAUGGGACCAGUUUGUGGCUGAAGUACAAGGUAGCGAAAUAAGGUUCUCCACUCGUUCCCAAGCUUUACAGGUCUUAUCAACUUUGCGAAACCAGUUGGCAAACGGAGUACAGCAAGGCGAAGCGAACCAGUUGGUUCGACUUCGCGAAUCAACGGAACACGAUGUUCGCGGUGCUCCAGGGACUCUCUUCCUCGAGUCCGCGAGCAACCACAACGACAGAUUUAUAAACGGUGUAUAUACGAGAACUCGACGAGAGCACGGAGCCUGCACCGAUCUAUGUACUCAAUAAGUCUUCGAGGGUCGAACCGAGAGGAUAGGCACGUCGACGACAUGUUAAAGUUCCCUCGUACGUUUCGCGAAGUAACGAAGAAAUUUAUGAAACGAAACGAUCAAGGCUGGUGGCUGAGCCGAGAGAUUUUAAUUAUGUACAGCAUGCAGAUGUUUAUUCAUUUAUGAAAAACUCCAACGUGCAAGAAUGUUAAUAAUAUGUGAGUAUACGUUGAAAUUAUUACCGAGAUUUUAUUCGCAUUGUUAUUGAAUUUCUGAAACAUAAUAGACCUUGAGAAAAUUUCGACAGCGAAUAACAACGCUUUCAGCUCGCUUCUGUUGCCGCAGAAAUUGCGACACGGAGAUUUCGAGAUUUUUUGCAAAUGACACAAAGCUUAAAUAACAAAAGAUUGCUGAAUGUGGAGAAGGAUAUCAACUUUAUUGAGUGGAAGGUUUAUUGGCCAAAUCGGUUAGCUCCGCGAAACAAGAAAUAAAGAAAAUUGAUGAGAUUGUAUCGGAUGAGCAUUGAUCAAGUACUUUGGCACUAAAAUUUCAAAGAUCUCAAAAAGUGGCCUGCGAUCGACACAAAUAUUAGAUAUUAACCUACAUCUCUCUCUCUCUCUCUCUCUCUCUCUUCUUCCUCCUUUCAUAGUAAUAAAAAUCUAUCCUCCGAUGAUUCAAAGAAAUGAAACAAGUAAAGAAACCUACAUAUCUCUAAAAAUUACUAUAAGAAAUGCUAUUAUGAUUCGUUUAUACCAGUAAAAAGUUCUAAAGAACAUAUAAUGAUCAAAUAAACGUCCGAAAGAACGAGCAAACAAUUAUAUUCCACAUGGAACUCUCAUUAACGCGGCUCACGUGGAGCGUCGAUUUCUUUUUCCUCCUCAUCAUCGUACAAAGACCUGCAUACACAAUAUGGCUGGCGCGCGCGUUUUAUUCGCUCGCUCUAUCAUCCUGUUUGGUUAUUCAUAUUUGUUACUUCAGGGUUCGACCCAGUCAUAUGAAUCAAGAUGCACGAACGAGGCUUCAGGCCGUGAAUUCAUCUACGAUAAUAAAUCGUCGCGAAUCGCUGAUUCACUCUUUAUAUGCUCAUUUAUGCGCGCGCGCGUUCGCUCGUUUGACCACGUUUCUCGAAAUAGACACGCGCGUGUGCGUGUGGUAAAAUUUGUUUCUUGCUGUGGCAAACAAAAAUCCACGGUUGCUGAACCCUCGUGCAUCCGUUUGUAAAAUAUUGAAACAACUGGCUGAAUAUUUACGAGCGUUCUUUCUUCGAUAACGCGGCCGCACGAACGAGGAAUUCAAUGGCGAGAUGGGGUCGGAAAGAUUUUUAAUUGUUGGAAUUGAUUCAAUGGCAGGGAAUAGAGAUCUUUUGUCUUUCCGCCAGCUAAAUCGAGAUGGAACGUAAGUGCGUUGUUCGUUAGUAUUAAUAGCUAAUUUCGAGCGCAUUCUCGGCUUUUUUUACUCACAAUAUUAUAUAUGUUAAAUACUUUUGAAACAAAUGUCGUUACAUCCGUUCGUAAAACAUUUACGAUCUAACGGGUGGUCCGAGACUUCUGCAUAGUUUUAAGUUCUAUACGCCUUUAACGUUGAUAGGUUUGGUAAGUUUAAAUUAAAUUUGGGCAAGUGAACAAAUGCAGAACUUUUAACGUCAAGUAUAGAAGACGAGAGUAUUAAAGUGAUUUAGUUUGAGCAAUAUUGGUUUUUCCAGGAAGGAGUAGAAAUUAUGGAACAGCUUAAUCUAGGGAUGGAAAAUUUCAGAUGCUAGGAGAGCAGAGUAUCGAACGUUCUAAUAUAAACUUGCAAGAGAUGAAUGCCUCCAUGUAGAAGCGAGAAACGUUGAACACUUUAUAGAAAUGGAAAAUUUUGAAUUUGUUGGAACGCAUGUAGAGGAGAAAAUUUAUCGAAUGUACAAGUUUGUUAAUAACCUCCGGAGGUUAUUAAUAUUCUUACGUAAAAGUGAAGAACACUUUAACGAGGAAGUGGAAGAUUUUAUUCCAAUAGUCUAAAGCAUAAGAUUAUGUAUUAUUUAUAGGUAUCGGAUGUUCUAGUAUAAAAUUGGAGUACAUAGACUAUUUAUAUUCCUUGGUAUAAUUGAACGCUCCAAUAUAUAUACAAGUGGAAGAUUUCAAAUGCACGAACGCAGAAGAGACUGUCGAACGCUCCAAUCCUUCGUGGACAAACUAGAUCGUUCGUAGAUCUAAGCUUAUCCUCUUCUAUUACUCUACUUUUAAAAAUUUUAAAAAGAUCUCAUAUUAUUUAUCAAUAUCUAUACUACAUUAUACGAUCGUUCUUAUUAUGUAUAUAUAUAUUAAAUCCUUUUAAAUAAAAAUAAAAAUUCAAAGGUGAAAUUUAUUAUUAUUUUGCAUCUAAGGAAAUAUAGAACGAUUAUUAUGAUAUAGUUAGAAACUUCAUGCGUUCAUAGAAGCGAAGAACAUUAACCAUAUCAUAUAAAACAAGAAACUAUUAAACGCUACAUGUAUCACGCAUGUAGAAAAUUUAUACAAAUCCACAGAACUUAGAACGCUAUAACGUAGAAUCGGAAGAUACUAAAAUACUCUAAUGCAUAAAUGAAGAACAUUAAAUCCUCUGAUGUAAAAUUAAAGAAUAUCGAGCGCUCUAUCAGAGAGUUAACAAACAUCGAGCAUUGCAAUGUAACAUUACGAAAUAUUAAAUAUCCUAAUAUAAGGACGAAGAACGUCAAACGUCACGAUGUAAAAUUGAGAAAACAUUAAAUCGUUCGCUGUACGAGCACUAAACUAUCCGAUUUGUAGAGUAGCAGCUCCAUCAUGGGAAAUGGAGAAUAUUAAGUUCCAUAUUGUAAAACUAGGGGUUAUUAGAUGUCUCUAUAUAAAACUGAAGAAUAUCGAAGUAUCUGCUGUUAAACAAGAUAAAAUACGACAGAGUCGGAUAAGCGGAAUAAAAUAACGAUUACGACGUAACGUAAAAGACAAGAAAGGCGACGCGUGACGUUUUUUCAACUCCCGUCUGGUCCAUACUUUUUAACGAGCUGGUAAUAAAGUGAGCCAUUCAGCCGAAAUGAAUUUAUGUAUACUUCACGCGACAUGGAAAUGUGCACCGGCUUCCAAUUGCCACUUCAAUAGGCGUUAACGCAGAUAAAUGGCCCCCAACCGCAAUCAUCGACGUUCUUCGUGGCUUCCAUCAGCUUUUCUAUUAAUGUAUUCUAUAAAAUCGUAUCGUUGCCGAUUUACCGCGAAACUCUUAGCCACCCUUGUUGCCUACCGCAAUUUAUUGAUCCUAUAAAUAUCCAAAAGCGAUUGUCUUACGGAAAUAGGAUUUAAAAUAUGUCGUCAAUCUUCUGCUAAAUGUGAAUCUAUUUUUAGUUUGUCUGGCGAAUCUUAAAUAUUUUGGUUUAUUUGAAUUUGUAAGAAUUUCGUGAUCUAAAGAACUGUAUAAUCUAACACGUACUGUACACGUUGAACAAAAAUUAUUUGAUUAGAUAUCAAUCAGAUAUUUAUAUUUUCUCAAUCGAUACUACACCUUCCAUUCAUGAUCAGUCAAGAGCUAUUUCCAUAAAGUGAAAGCGUCUCAGGUUCCACCUGGUCCAAUAGAAAUAAAAUAACUAAGUUUACGUUAUCUAGAAUAAAUACGAAUAAAUAUGAAGUAUUAGCACGAGUAUUCUACUUUGUACAUUUUACGUAUUUUCUGCUUUUGCGCUUCCAAAUUUCCUACAGAUGCAUAUAUAUCAGCGGUAUAUUAAUCAGUUCGAAAGGAAGACCACCAUUUCAUACUUUGAAAUAGAAAGAAUCGAACAUUAGCGUGCAAGGAAGAUAAUUUCACUUGUGACUCAUAUUCUCAAUCUCUUGGACAUAAUAAUUUAGGGAAUUUCUGGUUAACUCCGCUGCACUCUUUCACUCAUUCUCGACCCAAUAACGUAUAUCUUUCUAACCUUAAGGAGUAUCUUAACCUUGAGCAAACUAUGACAAAAUUAUUAUUGUUACGCGUGACUUUUCAUUUCGAUUCUCUAUUAAACGUCUUUCUAAAACAUUGGACAUCUUCUUUAUUUGCCAAGACGAAAGCAACAUUGAAAUAUCAAAAUUCGAGGGUCGCAGCAGAGUUAAAAGAUAACUCGCUCAAUAAGUUCGCUGUUAUGGAAAGAUUCAUCGUGUGGAAUCUCAAAACCAAGCAAAGCUAACUGGUCGUUACUCAAUUAUAUGAAAUCCAAUUAACUUCGCUGCCAGUCCCCUUGUGCGUGAAAUAAUCUUCAAACGCUAGCGAAAUAAAAACAUUAUCCAGUGGCCUAACAAGGUGGAACGGAAGAAUUGGUCGCCACCUGACGAAGGAACACAACCGAUUCGAUCCAUGACGCGAUUCGUUGUACCUUGCGUGGAUGGUAUGGAAACGUAGGCUCGCCGGAAGCCGAUAAGGGAGGAAAAAGCACGUUCAGUGCGUAAAGUUGGCAUCCAGGGUCGAACAAGGCGAGUAUAGAGCGUGGCUCGGUAACAUAACGGAUGUAUCGGAUGUCCAGAUCUCUCAACCUGCUGCCGCGCAGAAUUUUUCGUGGCUCGCAACGACCCGCUGACCACUCUCCUCACUUGAUAUCCGAUAACGUCCACGGAGGUCCUUAUUAUACCCAACAGGACACAGCCUCUCCUUCUCACGACUUUUACGGAUUCUCUCCCGGACCCGGGAAUAUCCGCUUUCUGAUCAAACGUUCGUUUGGCCACGAGAGUACGUCGAAGAGAAACGAACAAGGUGUGAAGGAUUUUAGGAAGAGGGAAGUGUCUGACAAACAGAGGAUAAUGAAAAGUGAUUUUAUAAUCCUAAGAAACCCCAGAAAAUAAGCUAUUGUUCAAAGUUUCCGACGAAAUUUGUAUCCUGUCUGGUAUCAUGAUCGAGACUAAUGCGGACGUUACUUGCAAUGCGAAAUCCGGACAAAAAUCUUUGCUCGAAAGAUAUGAUAUACCGGUCGAGCAUCUUUCGUAUGAAUACAUUUCCGAAUGUGCGGGCGCAAAAAAGUUGGAGCGCAUAGUAACUAUACUGCGUUCCGGUGAAGAAGGACACUAUCCAGAUUUACUGAAGCAUGCGGAGGAACGCUUGAGCGUUAUUAAGCCAACUAGUAUAAUAUUAAGAAAGUCUGAACCCAUUCUUAAACGCAAUAUGUUAGAACCAAAUGAAUAUAAGGAAAUUGAUAAAGAUAUUAAGAAUUGGAUGUCUGAAAUGCAGAUUCGAGAAAGGGACUUAGAAGAAGGGAAAACUACAAUAUUAGAUCUUCUCCUCGCGCCGGAUAUCCGACAAUUUAAAGAGCAAUCUGUAAAGAAAAAUUCUGUAAGAAACUCGAGAAGUGCUAAAAGCAGACAGAUUGCUUCGUGUGAUUACGCUGCUUGGGAUAAAUAUGACGUUGACACUGAAUUGAAUAAAAUGGAUAUACAAGAUGAACAACAAAAGGUUGAAGCGAAAAGAUUACAGCAGAAACAGAACGAAAUAAUUGAGAAAAAUAAAUUGAAAAAACAUAGUAUUAUUAAUAAAGCUGCACUGACAGGAACCGAAUUGGACGUGAUGGCAAAACAGGAAAAGGAAAAAGGAAACGAGGCUUUCAGAGCUGGAGAUUACGAGGAAGCGUUGGAGCAUUACAAUACUAGCAUAAAAAUGAAUUCAAACAUAAUUACGUACAACAAUCGCGCGAUAACGUACAUUAAACUUCAGCGGUACGAAGAUGCUCUUAAUGACUGUAACAUAGUACUUAGCAUAGAACAUACGAAUAUUAAAGCCCUUCUUCGUCGAGCUGUAAGUUUAGAACAUUUUGGAAAGUUAUCUCAGGCAUUGGCAGACUACGAAGCUGCUUUGAAAUUAGCACCAAACGAUAUAAUGGCGAUUAUCGGCGUAAAAAGAUUAAGGAAACCAUGUAACUCUAAAACAGUAAGAAUGACUAUCACAGAAGAACAAAUAGAAGACACAAAUAAAAGAUCACAUGAAAGGUCAAAUGAAAUCGAAGAAACUAGAAAUUAUAUUUCGCAACCUGACUCGAGUUUCAAUUUAGAGAAUCACAUAUGUUUUUGCGACAAGGCGCCGGGUCCGUCGCAUUGUUUAAGGCCAAGACCACAUAUUAAAGCUGAGUAUUGUUUUGAGGACGAUAAAGGGACGACAACAAUUAAAACUUCAAAGAAAUCUAAUAGUGCUCAAAAAAUUAUUAAUUUGAACACUGUACCGACCAAAAACUAUGUUUCUUUUCCUAACAAUUUUUCUUUCAAUAUACCUAAAGAGACUCAAGAAAAGAGUAAUCCUGUUUUUGGUACAAAACAGAAAUCAAUUUUUUCUUUCACAAGACCUCCUGCACGAACUAGUUCAGUUAUUAUUGAGGAAUUACCUAAUGAGCCUAGUAACAAUCAGUACGCGAAUGUUAGAAUUAAGCCGAACAAAACGGUUGCAAAUAAGAAUACAGAAGUCACGAACAAAAGUGAAACGAACGAUGACAAACAAGUAGAAGUGCCGAAUGCUAAAAAUUUGAAUAAAAGUAACGAACAAAGUGGUAAUUCGAACAAGAAAUGUAACAAGAUAUCACCUGGGAAGGUAAAAGUGGCGGAUAAAUAUAAAAAUAAAACUAGUAAACCGGAAAAAUAUAUUCCGAAGGAUUUUGGAAAAAUCGAGAAUGGAUACGAAUUUAUGCGCAUAUGGCGGUCAUUGAAAAAUGAUACUGACUUAGAAGUAUACGCUCAAUUACUGAGAUCACUAGACGUCAAUAAAUUAAAUUCAAUUUUAGGCAAUGAAAUGGAUGGAGAUAUGUUCAGUACUAUCUUACAUUGUUUGGAACAGCACUUUUGCACUUCCUGUGACAUGGAGCUACUGAGUAAUUUUUUGAAAUCAUUUUGCCAAAUGAAACGUUUUUCAAUUGUGAAUAUGUUUAUGAGCACGGAAGAUAAACAAGUUAUCAGAAACAUACUCAAUUUCCUAGAAGAACAUGGAGCAUCAGGAAUUUCGUCACUGCGACAAAUUUAUUGCAUCUAAGUAUACUACGUGUAUACGCAGUUUAUGAUAUUUCGAAUUUUACAGUGACAUUUCUACCAUGAAUACCAACUUUAUACGUUCUAAUAAUAAUACAUAAGAAAAUACACUAUGAUACUUUUGUCUUCAAUUUUAUCAAUAAUUAGACAUAGUUAUAAUAAUUAUUAGCGAAUUAUAUUUCGCGAUUAAAUAUAACAUUAUAUGAACUAUCAAAAUUAUUAAUAAAUUUGUAUCUUAAUUUGU